AUGCCGCAGAGCAAGUACAGCCUCUUCAUCGACAACAUCAGCAGCUCGACGCGCUCGGCUGACAUCCGGUAUGAAAUGGAGCGCGCUGGCCGCGUCCUGGAGGUCAUUCGCGACCCCAAGGCCCGCUGCGCCCUGGUCGAGUUUGACAGGGCUGACGACGCCAAGUAUGCAUGGCAGAAGAUGGACGGCCUGAAGUUUGAUGGCCGCACCUGGAAGGUGGACUGGGCCAACGACAAGGACUUCGGCUUCUUCGAGAAGAAGUGGACCGAGGGCGGCCUCAGCAGCAAGCGCGGUCGCUCUCGUAGCAGGAGCCGCAGCCCCUCUCGUGGAGACUCGCGUCAGCUUUCCGACCAGACGCCCUACGAGUGA
Monoraphidium neglectum is the source of this 369-nucleotide messenger RNA. RefSeq lists its product as hypothetical. Gene Ontology annotation, molecular function: RNA binding. The transcript has 5 exons. Lineage: Eukaryota; Viridiplantae; Chlorophyta; Chlorophyceae; Sphaeropleales; Selenastraceae. The record is from RefSeq and is a predicted model, not a curated record. Gene Ontology annotation, biological process: mRNA splicing, via spliceosome. Gene Ontology annotation, cellular component: nuclear speck. The coding region runs from base 1 to 369 and encodes 122 amino acids.